Molecule: messenger RNA, 2175 nt
Organism: Quercus robur (English oak)
Lineage: Eukaryota; Viridiplantae; Streptophyta; Magnoliopsida; Fagales; Fagaceae
Exons: 2
Coding region: 1551-2141 (196 amino acids)
Source: RefSeq, a predicted model, not a curated record
CUGAAGGGCCAAAAUGUAUUUAAAGUCAGGUAAAUUACAAGCACAAGCUACCAAUAUCAAGAAUGAGAAUAAAUGGGAAGUUGAUGACAUUUGUUAGUUUCAGAACGCUUAUGGAGAUAAUAAUUGGGGAUUUAUGUUUUUGGACUCUUCAUGGAUUAUACUGCACCUCUUAUGCUAGGGGUGGUAGGGGUGCUAUUUUGCAAAUUUGUUUUAUUUAUGGUGUUGAUAGCAGGUUUUCAAUAUUUCGGGUGCGGAGUACAAAAUACAAAUACCGCCAUAGUUAAGGGUGGUUAUCUACAAUUAACUUGUAAUAAGUUAGAUAUUGAGACUUAAAAAACCCUUUUGAUGGUAACUCCUUGAAUCUUUUCAGGGAGCUAUAUAUCAACAUACAAUUCCUGCAUUGUGGCUUAAUUGGACCAACAAAAUUCACCACAUCAAACAAAAAUCCAACUCAACUCCAAGUCAGCCGAUUCAUUGACAGAGCUUCUCACACCUCUUUCCAUUGGUAACCUUCUCACUCUGAUGACAUCAACCACCCCAUUUCCUCUGCCACCACCACCACCACUGUUGUUAACUAUUUCUCGCGCCAAUGACCCCAUGAUGAAGCUCACACCCACAAUAUUGCCAUCGCAGUUGCCACAGCCCCACACUACUCGGCCAAGACUAAACCCACAAAAUUGCCACCAUGGAUAGCAGAUUGUUUAAUUAUGAAUUUUUAACGAGAUUUAAUUGUUACUAAUUUGUAAUUCGAAUUUGGUCUUGUGUCGAUUUAAAGCUUCCCAUGUAAGCUUUCAUAUGACGCUUCCACAGGACUUUGACUACCUUGUGAGUUGUGACACUGUUUUAUUUUUAGUUAGGACUUAAGACUGCUCAAAGGGGAUUUGAUAUGUAGCUUAGUUUGAUUGGAUUUUUUCUACAUCUUCUUUCUUUGACAUUUUCGUUUUGCAUUGUCGAUGUAUGUUUGGAUUCACUUAUGUUGGUCUCAAAUGCCUUCAUAAUUUUUAAGAUUCCCUUCUGUUUUAGUCUAGUCCUCUUAAAUCAAUAUAAAUUGAAAAUAACUUUAUUCAAUGAGGUGAACCCAUUUAAUUGUGAUGAAAGGCCAGAGGGUUUAUUUUUAAUAAGUUGUUACUAUGUAUUUAUCAUACAAUUUAGGAAACGUAUAGGGUUGGAGAAAACAAAUGGCUAACAAACAUAUGAGAUAUCUUAUGAUGGUGACGAUGGAGUUCAUGAUGUUUGAAGUGUGCGCUAAUGACCUUAUGCCCCAUUAUCUCCAUCCUUUGCACUUCCCGUCGACUUUCGUUAUCCCUCUCACUUUUAUAAUCUUCAUGGCCCAUUAUACAAUUGAGUUAGAAGUGAACUUUAAGGUUGUAAAGUGGAAAAUGAGCUUGAAAGCACUGAUUAUAGGAAGUGUACUAUUACGAAUUUUGUCAAGAGAGUCUCUACAAACCGUGCUGAUAGUUAAAUUUAUCACAUUUCUAUAGAUUGCCUAAAAUCUUGCUUCAAAGAAGCGAGAGGUGCCAUAACCACCAUAUGACAGCCUGCUUACUUGAAUGUCAUGUAGAAAGAAUCAAGAACCUUUGAGAUGUCAUCUAUACGUGGAUUUGAUGAACUAUCAGGUUUGGUACAAGGAGGUCUUCUCUAACCAAUCUAGUCCCCUUAUUAGAAGAAGCAGGCCAAGCAAUGAACCCAAUAAUGUCAUUGAACAGUGGCAGCUCCUAAUUAAAAUUGCAGGGACUAGAAACCCGAGACUCAAUAGGAGUGCUUGGGCUUUUGAAGCUAAAGAUCGGCAAGGAGUUAACAAAUUUUAUGGUGUUCAUAGCAGCAACACUAGUACAAUUAAAAGAGCUGUGCAGGAGGCUCUGAUGGAAGCUGUCUUCACAGUCAAGAAUCAUGGUUUUCAACGGAUCCUUAUUUUGACCAACAGGAAGGACCUAAUUCAACUUGUUAGUAAGUCCAAGAAACCAGCUUGGCAUGAGAGGUCUCUCAUUACUGACUUGGAUGUUUUGUACCUGGAUGGACUACUUUGUAAGCUGUUAGAGGUUUCUAGGAUUGUACUUGAUUUUGUUUAUAAUGCUGCAGCUAUGGCAGUUAGAAUGCCAAUACAUAAUAGUUGGGCUGAUCCAACUUCUUUUGUAAACUGAUAACUUUGUAUCUUCCUUUUGUGGUAUCAAAAAA